GCUGAAAUGAUGUAGUAAACAAAAAAUUGACGAAAUAGAGAUACUUGUUUUUCAUUAGACAUUGACGAUGACGCACUGGUGAGCUAGCUGGUGAACCAGUUCUUUCUUACACAGGAUAGUGUGGCUUGAUCUUAAUCUUGGUCAUGUAGGUCAACCAGCUCGGUCAUGCUGCUUAUCUAAUUUAGUGAGGUUAAUAAUGCGGUAGACCAGCUAAAUCCCUCACACUCAAACCGCGACACACCCUGUGUCGGUUUCAGCAGGGUUAGCAGUCUUGACCAACUCGAGAAGUUUAAGCAUCACAUGACAAAAGUUGAUAUCUCACUUUUCACAUUUAAAAAAACCCUUCUUCAGUGUUUCUUAACGAUUAUGAAGCAACAGGAAGUGCAGAGCAAAAAAGAAAAAAGAAAGUGAAAAGAAAAAGCUUUACCAACCACUUCAAGCUAGUCGUACAGUAUUUGGAGUAUGUGGCAGUUCAGCACUGCAGCAUUAAGGAAUAUGAUGUCAAAUUCACAGUGGUUACCAGUAAUCUACAUAUUCUGUAUGCUGAAAGAUGUGGCCACCGGCACUAAGGAAAUGUGGAACAUCAGCAUUAAGCAACAAGAGUUUACUGUGGAAACGUCCAGGGAUAUCACCAUCGACUGCAGAGUGGAAUACCCACCACCUGAAAUGAGCAAAAAGGACAUUCAGGGCUUCUGGAAGGUGAACCGUGAAGGAAGAAUUAGCAAAUGCGAACGAAAAUCCAACGAAAUCAUCUACAAUCAUAACAAUACGUUAGUGUGGCAGAGAUUCCAGGGAAGAACUAAAGCCCUCGGGAACAUUGCGAACAACAACUGUUCUCUAUCAAUCAGCAACAUCCAGAAUGAGGAUCAGGGGCGCUACUACUUUAGAGUGGAGACAGGAUCUAAUAGCUACAGCUUUUGCAACAAUACGAUCACCAUUAAAGUUAAAGGGCAUGUCUCCAAUGUUACCUUGAAAGCAGUGUCUCAAGAUGUCACAGAAAACCCAUUUUUUUCUACAAAUAUUCCAGGAACCUCCGCACCUUCGACAGACUUUAGCAUCUUUAUUUACGUGCCGAUUAUCGUGCUCGUUGUUGUGAUUGUGGCUGUAGCUGUGUUUCUCCUCAGACGAAGAAAAAGAAGAAGACAACCGUCCAGACAAGACUCAAGUUACUAUGUCAAUUUCCGUCCGCCUUGUGAGAUGCAGAAUGAUGGACCUAAGUUGCCAGAGAAGUUUGAAAAAAAGCUGGAACCACCGCCCUUUACAUCUAAACCUCAGGAUGAACCUAUUUACAGCAAUGUUCAGGGUAAGACUCUUGUGGAGCCUGCUGCUUCUGAUCAGAUGGAGAACAUCUACACUAAUGUUGGCUGUGGUACACAGUGGUAGGAAAUGGCCUGAGAGUGUUUUGGGACCUGAGGGGUUGGAGGGUCAAGGAGUGUUGGCAUUUCAAUGUUAAAGUUUAACCAAUGUUAAGUAGCAAAUAAGACAAUAAAUUAAAAAGCUACAUUUCAAAUCACAUAAUUUAGAUUUGCUUAUAAAAAGACUAAAUGCCAGAAAUCAGAUACACACAAAUUCCCUGCUAAUACUAGUCCAAAUUUUAAAGAAAUCAUUUAAAGGGUUCAUAUUACGCAAAACUCACUUUUUGUGUGCUUUUGUAUUUACACUUGGGUCUCAUCUUUAAGCUGUAAAGUCUAUAAACAGUUUCUGAACAACAACAACAAAAAUCAUCCAUUCAUUUGCUGUGAAUCAUCUGAAAGUGUUUGAUGUCAGAAAUCAUAUGCUUCACAUAUGAGUCAUUUGGGUGGCUUCCUGCACAGAACCACCCUGGCACCACCCCUCAGAACCCUUAAAUGGCUCGUUCUAAAAGGGAAUGAAACGAGAAGAAUAGAGCUGAUGAGAUCUCUUUAUGUGAAAGUAAUUUCGUGCAAAGAACUUCAUGAACAUGCUUUGUAUAGCCCAUUGACCUGUUCUAACUUGUGUAAAAAGAUGUAUAAUAUGUCCCCUUUAAAGCAGCAGUCACUAAGAUUUUUUCUUUUAAAUUGAAAGUAACAAGUAUUCUAAUUAAUGCUAUUCCUGCAACAUCUAACAUAUUUUAAGAAUAAAUAUGUUCGAUGUUGCAGUUAUACCAUUAAUUAGAAUAUUUUGGUUUGAAUGGCUUUCUACAGUUAAUAGUGUCUUAUAAAUGGGCAAAAAACAAACAAAACAAUAUAACAUAUUUUUUGCACUAUUAGGCGCACCGGAUUAUAGAGCGCACUAUUAAUAAAUUUCUAUUUUCUGGUUUAUUUACGUACAUAAGGUGCACUGAAUUAUAAGACGCAUUUUAAGAGACACUAGUAAAAAGCAAAGGUGUCGCCAUGUUUUCCUUCUAAUUUAGCAGGUCUUGCUGCCGGGUGGUGGUGGGGUAGGAUAACUAAGUUUAGUAAAGCUAAGCUAGGUAAAGAAAUCUGUAAUUCUUAUUUAAAAAAACAUUUUCUUUAUAAGUCAAACAAGCACUGGAUGUUAAUCUGUACAGAUUUCACUUCUGAAAACUGUUUAUUAUACUGUUUAUUACAGUAAGCUUAGAUUUAACUUAAAUAUUUCUAUUAAGGCAGGGUGCAGCAACAUUAUCACUAGCAGCCAACCGCUAGCACUAGCCAUGCUUAGUGCUAGUAAAUGCUGCCCGACAGAGCUACACUGAGGGACCCUGAGUGAUUCAGUAAGCCAGGGUGAUAUUAGCUAGAGGUUCGUGCCACGUACCUUGUUUAAACAGUCCGGUAACAGUCUGAUAUACUUGCCUCUGAACAGCGAAAGAGCUUAGCACUUAACACGGUUAGCGGCUAAUGCUAAUGCUACUCGAGUAUUAUACUCCUGUAUAACGCUGUACUGCUCCUUACAACCUGACUGGUUUAAAUACAUACACAAGGCGCAGUGGAUUAUAAGGCACACUGACUAUUUUUGGGAAAAUUAAACUAUUUUAAGUGUUAAACUAUUUUAAACUAUUUUAGUGUGAAAAAUGCGGUACUAAACACAACAUUUUAAACAGGAAUUUAUAUACAAUAACCUGCAUUAGGUAGCUACAUCUGCUUUUAUGUGUUUUAUGGUGAAUCUAAGCAUAACAUGCAGCAGUUUUACACCUAAGGUUAUCAUUGUUAGCACUGUCUGACGAAAGCAUUGUUAGCAAUACUAGCAAGUUGAUAAGACGUUAUGCACUAUUUUGUCUAUCCAAAAAAACAUGUCCUCAGAUGGACAGUACAGUGUGUACACGCCAAGAUGCAUGACAACUGUGAUUAAAAACCAGGGUUAUUCCACAAAAUAUUGAUUUCUGAACUCUUAAAAUUUCAUGACUAUGAACUUGUUUUCUUUGCAUUAUUUGAAGUCUUUUUGAAGUCUAGUUUAAUGACACAAAUAGACAAAAGUGCUUAAAACAUGCUUAUAAACUGUAUAAUUUGGCUUUACUGUAACAUAUCACAUAUACAACUGUUGAUGUGCACUUCCCGAGCACUUUCCUGACCACUUGUAAUGUUAUCACAUCAGUUAUUGUGGUCAAUUUAAUAUGCAGUGAUAAGGUGUAUUUCACACUUUCUUGAGCAUGUUGUAUAAAUUAUACUUUACUUAUAUUGUACAGUAUUCUUUUAUAGUGCAUCUGGUUUUAAAAUGCAUUCAUUUUACAUUGCUAUAGCUGUAUUUUAAUUAAAAAGAAAGGAAGAACUGCACUUGAUUGGUCUCAAGAAAAGUCGUUUUAACCCUAUGACUAGGAAUACUAUGGAAGCCCAUUCCCGC
This is a messenger RNA of Astyanax mexicanus (Mexican tetra), 3756 nucleotides long. Its product is annotated as sialoadhesin. The record is from RefSeq and is a predicted model, not a curated record. The transcript is spliced from 9 exons. Lineage: Eukaryota; Metazoa; Chordata; Actinopteri; Characiformes; Acestrorhamphidae. The coding region runs from base 463 to 1383 and encodes 306 amino acids.